CUUUCUUUUCUGUUCACCUCUUCUUUUCGCUUGCAUCACCCACUUUUCAAUUUUAUCAUUUAUAUUCAUAUUCAUAUUCACACUUGUUUUCUACACCAUGGAUCAGCUCUUCUCUAGUCUGGCGAUGCAGACUGUACAGCUGGUAGGCAAGGCGGCGUUUGGAGCGGCGAGCACGCUGGCGCUGCGGCGAGUCAAUGAGUACAUCAACCGGGCACCGCAGACGACGCCAGCAGAGCAAGUCGAGGUCGGGCAGUUGCAAGCGCGGUUUGAGGCCAAGCUGCGUGUUGUCACGCCAGCCAUUGAUCUAAUCGAACUCAUCUCCGCGCGUGGGCACUCGACCAUGGCCGGCGUGCUCCAGCUGACGCACGCCCUGCGCAGCGAAGUAGUAGGUUUCGGGGCCAAGCUCGCCAAGCUGGAAAACAAGUCCUCGGACAGUGCCGGUGGGAGCAUUGCUGCGGAUUUGCGCGUGCUCUUGGCUAAAAUUGACGAUGCCGUGCCGCUGCUGAACCUGGCGCUGACAACGUCAGGCAUCCAUCUGGGGGGCACCCUGCCCGAGGGGAUUUCACCCAGCCGGUUGAUGCAGGCGUCCAGGCUGCUGGCGCGCGCAUAUUUGCGUCAUGAUUUUGCCGGGAAGAGCGGCGUUCUGGUGGGCGAGCCCUUUGUUCUCCGCCUGUACUCCCUGUUUGUGGGAUCGGUAAGGCCAAAGUCGCGCCAGGACUUUACCUGGAAGGAGGAGUUUGUUCUGUGCCGGGCUGGCCUGUGGCGCAUUGCUUCUUCUAAGGACGAUGGCAGUGCUUUUGAGUACGAGCUGCGCAUUGUCGAGGAUCUCGACGAUGGCCGGUACCAUGAGGAGCCCACGGAGGCUGCGCCCGAGUGGACAGCAAAGUUUGUCCAGGAGGCCGAGGACAGGGACUUCCGACCCGGCUGUGUGCUGCAAUUCUGCUUGGAUAAAAUAUGCAGCCUGCACUACACAUCGGCUGGUUCGCUCUUGAAUAUCGAAGAAUCCAGCUCGCCAGUGCUGGUCGUGGGCCUUCGAGGAUCCGAUUCGGCGGCAAAGAGCGGCCAGGACACAAAAUGGUACGCCAUGGAGGUUGUGUCCGACCAGGUCGAUCAUUACUCCUCUUCGUCUGCAUCUUCCUCUGCGAGCAGCUCUCGCAGAAACUCUAUUGACGAUACGACCACACAGGGAAACACCAAGUCCAUCACUAGAAAGGCUGUCGAUUCUCUGGCCGACUCGCUUCAUGUCUCGUGCGCAGUGGACAAAGUCACACUGAUCUCGGGGCCCGAUGCCACUGAGGAGCAGCUUGCGAUCAAAGAGGCCUUGCAGCCGGCCAAUUUCCUGGCGCACGAGUGGAACCAAUGUACACUUAGUCUUUUGGAGUACAUGGUUCGUCUGGCUUCCGUGGAAAUGUGCGAACAUAUGUCACAUUUAGAGGUUCCUGAUGAGAAGCUGCGCCUGUAUUUGCUCAGCUCCCCGCCGCCAGACAAAUCCAAUGAGGAUCAUGGUGUGCGGCAGACUAGCCGGUCAGCUUCGAACAAGACUCUGGCAACAAACGCCUGAAUUAUUGCUUGGACCAUUUCUGUUUGUAAUUUGACGACAAGUAGAUCAUGCUUUUUAUUUGUUUUUUCAGUAUAAAUGCAACAAUGCCGCAUGCACAUUUCAUGCACAUUUUCUCUUUUUGAGCUAUAAUUGGAUUGUUCAAG
This is a messenger RNA of Kickxella alabastrina, 1704 nucleotides long. RefSeq names its product RanGTP-binding protein-domain-containing protein. Gene Ontology annotation, cellular component: nucleus; cytoplasm. The transcript has a single exon. Lineage: Eukaryota; Fungi; Kickxellomycota; Kickxellomycetes; Kickxellales; Kickxellaceae. Bases 98 to 1561 code for a protein of 487 amino acids. Gene Ontology annotation, molecular function: GTPase regulator activity. The record is from RefSeq and is a predicted model, not a curated record.